AUGGCUCGCGCCGGUAUAAUAUACCGAGGCAGUGGCGGCUGCGGCCACCGGCGGCCGCUCGUCGGCGACGCGCUUUGUGCCGAGAGGCGUUGGCAUCAGCAGCAGCAUCCGGCCGCCGUUGUGAUUGGACCAAUCGUCGGCCGGCGUGGGCGUGGUCAACGUCGGACCCGGGAGCCCCGUCACUGCACGCCGCACAUAUUUUGCGUCCGUUCACUCGUAGUCCACCCUACCGAUGCCGCCGCGCCAGCAGUGUCGGAACCACCAUCGUCGCCACCUCCACCACCUUUCGCUACCCUAAACACCGUCACCACCGCCACCGUCGCCUCCGCUGCUCGAUGGCCCCCCGGCACUCGAGUAGAUGAUAGUUCUGCGAAUUGA
Messenger RNA from Macrosiphum euphorbiae (potato aphid), 378 nucleotides. Lineage: Eukaryota; Metazoa; Arthropoda; Insecta; Hemiptera; Aphididae. The record is from the annotation of a GenBank genome assembly.